Gamsiella multidivaricata is the source of this 411-nucleotide messenger RNA. RefSeq lists its product as uncharacterized. The transcript is spliced from 3 exons. Bases 103 to 411 code for a protein of 102 amino acids. NCBI's taxonomy places the organism in Eukaryota, Fungi, Mortierellomycota, Mortierellomycetes, Mortierellales, Mortierellaceae. The record is from RefSeq and is a predicted model, not a curated record.
UAUGAAGGUACGGUUUGAAGAAUGCUUUUUUUUGCUGUCGAUGGACUUAGUGAGGGUGUCAUAGAGAUUUGUCGCUGUCAACCCGUUUGACGCCAUGGUGGCAUGUCUCUUAUCCUCAUACUCUCCGGUCUGCACGUUUGGUGCGGAGGGAUGUGCAUCGGGUACAUCGACUGCCCGUCUGGCGGGUGCAUCAAGAAUGGUACAAGUGCCACAACGACAUGUCUCCUAUCCUCAUACUCUCCGGUUUGCCCGUUUGGCGCGGAGAGAUGCUCAUCGGGUGCAUCGACUGCUCAUCUGGCGGGUGCAUCAUGCAUGGAUAAGGUAGCGCUUGUAGUAGAAAGCAGAGUAGAGGAGCUUUGCGAAUGUGUCUUGUACGCCUGGAUGAUGCCCAUCGACUCCAUUGAGCUUUAG